Molecule: messenger RNA, 5851 nt
Organism: Paramuricea clavata
Lineage: Eukaryota; Metazoa; Cnidaria; Anthozoa; Malacalcyonacea; Plexauridae
Source: the annotation of a GenBank genome assembly
AAACUGUUUACCAGCCUGUUCGCAGGCUCGUAUUUUGAUAUUUCAAUUUUUACAGGCAAACAGUGACUGUUCCUUGCAAACUUUCUACGUUGUUUGAGCAGUGUGACGGCUUAAUUUUCGAGUUUUGAGGAAACGAUAUGCCUUUGUUUUCGUUUAACUGUUUACCGCAGACACGGCUUUCACAAAAGGAUGUUUAAAAUAUUAAAUUAAUGUGCUAAAAAUAUUGGAAAAUAGUCGAACCUAGUAUCAAUUCUGUUGCUAUAGCAACUGCAAGGUGAAUUAGGCACAGUAUUGAUUGCAGAAAUUAUGCCUUCUACGGUAAGUUUACGUUUGAAUUCUCUCAAGUUUGCAUAUGAAAUAGUUGUAAUAUUUUAAUUUGUGUUUAUAUAGGUCACUGACAGCAAGAAACCUUGUGUGCUGCUCUGGUAAAUAUUCUAAAACUGCAUGUUUAUUACUUUGUCUAUGUCGAGGCCAUAUGUAAUGUAUUCAGUAUUAAAAUGUUUAGUUACUGCAGAUACGCUUACAUUCAUAUACCCAUUAAAGGUGUGUGUCGGAUCGGAUUGACCUCUUUGAAUCCGAUGGUUUGUCUAUAAGUUCUCAAUCCGAAUCCGGCCUGAUCCAAAGAUGAAAAAAGCAUCCGAUCUGAAAAAAUGUUUAUAAAAUUCGAUCCGAUGAUAAAAUUUGUAAUCCGAUCCCAUCCGAACUUAAGUUAUUAUAUACAGCGUGCGUUAAUUAUACGGUGUAUGAACGUAUUUUUUAUGAUCAUAAACGAUAUAUUGGAAAUAAUGAAUUUCCAGCAAAAAUAAGCAUGCAGAUACGAAUCCGAUAAAAAAUUGCAGGGCGAUAUCACAUAAUUAUGUCUUAUACUAGCAUUUACACGUUAACAGCAGUUUAUACUUUAUUAGAAGUAGCGUAGGAAAAAACAACUAUAUAGUCACAUCCGACAACAAAAAAAAGAAAUCCGAAUGAAUUUAACUGUCUGAAUCGAUCGGAUUGAUUGAUUGAUUGAUUGACACCUUUAUUUAAACAGGGUAGUCCAAUCAGUAGUAAAAACUACUGCUGUCAACUGGAGCCCUGCUAUUUAAAAAAAUACAAUCUUUACAUGCAUGCUAUAUGACAAUUAGGUAUUAAAACAAUAUACUAUAUAUAUAUACUAGAGAAUAAAACUAUUUUCGCUUAUUAUUAUAUACAACACAACCGUUGUAAUAAAAGGAUUUCUUUGCCUGUUCAGUUCGUACUCGAGGCAAGUGCAGUUUAUGACUCUGCCUAGUCACUCUACUGUGUACCGAGCUGUUAAAAGUAAAAUAUUUUUUAAAAAGUUGCGGACAACGGCCUUGAAUACAUUUAUUGACUAAUUUAAAAAUGUUGUCGUCUCGCCUACUCUGCAGAGAAGGCCACUUCAACAUGUUCAUUGCUUUGUCGCUGUCAGGUAUUUUGGACACAAUCCUCGCAGCACGCCGUUGAAGCUUUUCCAGACUUGAGGCAUUACCAACACCGCAGCGAUCCCAUACUGUAUCACAAUAUUCAAGAAUAGGGCGAAUGAAUGAUACAUAGACAAUAUUUGCACAGUGAGGUGUUAAAUCAUUUCUGAUACGUCCUAACAUGCCCAGUCUCUUCCCAGCGCUGGAUAGGAUAUAUUUGCUAUGCGAUUUCCACGUAAUACAUUCGUCGAACACGACUCCAAGGUAUUUGAAUUCGUACACACGCUUUAUAAGACGACCAUUCAUGAAAAUAGCAAACUCAUCAAACCGAGAUAACCUUGCAUGAGUUCCAAAUAACAUAGAUUCAGUUUUCGAGGUGUUAACAAAUAGACCAUUAUCAAGUAGCCAGGUUCCGAUAAGCUCGAGAUCAUCAUUAAAUUUCUGUUGUAUUACUGCAACAUCUGAAUGUGGGUAAAAUAGAAUAGUAUCGUCUGCGUACAUUAGUAUUUUACAAUUACGAACAACACUUGGAAGAUCAUUAACGUACAAAACAAACAAGAGGGGGCCCAGUAUUGAGCCCUGUGGAACACCAGACGUUAGAUACUCAGCCUCCGAAUAUACACCCUGGUACCCAACGAUUUGAUUUCGAAUAUGCAAAUAGUCAGUUGCUAUAGUCAGUUGCUAUACAAAUGGUUAAAGGUAGCUGCUAGCUAGACCAAAUGAUUUCUUAAAAAACUUGUGGUUUUCAUCAAUUUGACGUUUAAUGUAGCAAACUUGAAUUAUACUGUAUAUGGACAUGCCUGGCCGCCAGGGCCCAGACCAGGGUAGAUUCCAUGUAGAAUUUUCUGGAGAUAUCCAGCAUGGGGUUGUGUCAUUGUUGGUGCACUUAAUGGGCUAAGUUUGGCAGCUUGCUAGUGCAAAACAAAACUUAAUUAUAUAAAAGCAAUAAUUGAUAUAAAUCAGUAAAUCCAGCCCUCGAAAAUUAGGUCGGCAAUCAGCUGACCUAAAUGCAGAUCGACCUAUCAACUUCCCAGGUCGGCAAAUUUUGCUGAUCUUAAUUCAGCCAAAGUAAGAAUUCAAAUCUUUUUUGGUGCUAUAGCUGUCAUAGCUGUUAAAAAGUCAGCGAUAAAUUAUAGAAUUUGAUUUGUGGUUUGAUUAAUUAAACACACUUAUUAAAUUUGGUGACUGUUAAAGGUUUAAAAAUUGAUGGGUAGUCUAAUUAUAUAUAAUUUAGGUAAGAUUCCAAAAAUAAAAGCCGUAAAUUGUGUUACUGUAGUUUGCAUUUCCAUGGAAAACGGCAUGCUUUAUAUUCUGAUUUCAAUGAUUCGUAAAUACACGAUUACUAGUGCUCGGCCAAGACAGGGAAACAGAUUAAUUUAAAAAAAUGCCAAGUUGUGCACUGAACCUAGGUCAGAUUUAGGUUGUGAUGUUUUUGCCGACCUCAAUUUUGAUUAAGUUUUUGAGGGCUGUAAAUCAAAAUCAGUCAUUCAGUCAAAGGAAAUAGGAUUGAUUUUUGCUUUUACUGGGCACGAAAAAUAAUCUGGAAAUAGCCUUCGUUGGCAUAUGUUGGCAAUUGCUUUGGCAUACCUCCUGCAUGACAAUAACAUGGAAUCCACUCUGGAUUUUUAGACUGGGGUGGCUGCAACGUAAUAUUAAUCUUUUUAAUAAAGGCGUGAUCUUGAUGUUCAGCAGUUGCACGUGCUGAAAGAAAGUACAGAUAAAUUAAGGUGAGUUUGUGGUGGGUCUAUAAGCCACUGGGUAAUACAGUACAGGUAUACAUUACAGUGUGUGUUAUUUUUAGGCUAAUGAAUUAUUCAUUAAUUUCACAAAAUAGGAAACAACAGCUCCUACUUCAUGUUGAAAGGGCAUAGCAUGCAGUCCCAUUUGCAUCAUCAAUAUAUAUAUAAUUAUAUAUGUAUGAUGAUAUCAUUGAUAUGUAACCUAGCGUCAUUCCUGAUGAUGACUAAAGCAUAUUCGAAAGCUAGAACUGUAUUAAAAUGUUCCUUAGUUUUUGGAGUUUCCGUUGUUUUGUAUUUUUUAAUAAUACUCGGUGCAUGGUUAUUGCAAUUUUGCUUAAUUUUUUUUAGUGAAUAAUUGGCCAGAUUUAUUAUAUACAUGAGAUGUCAAAUCAUCCGACGCGUGUAGACCCAUUAGUGUAAACUGAAAAUGGAACUGUCCAGACAAAUUGAAGAUUUUCACUGGCUGCAUUUUCUAUAGGAAUUCCUAUAGGCAUUGAAAAUUCCUAUAGGAAUUUAUAUAGGAAUUGAAAUUUCCUAUAGGAAUUCCUAUAGGCAUUGAAAAUUUCUAUAGGAAUUUAUAUAGGAAUUGAAAAUGGUGAAAAAAAAUUUCUAUAGGAAAUAAAAAUUUUCCUAUUGGAAUUCCUAUAGGAUUGGAAAAUGGCUAUAGGAAUUCCUAGAGGAAAUGAAAAUUCUUAUACGAAUUCCUAUAGGAUUUGAAAAUUCCUAUACGAAUUCAUAUAAAAUUCCUAUAGGAAUGGACCAUUUGCAUUAUAGACUAAAUUUUGUUCUAGACAAAAAUUUCAUCACAGCUUAAAAGAGCAUCACAAAAUUAGUAAUAUUCCGAAGUUUUGUUGCGAAAUGUUGUAAAAUGCGGAUAAUAUAGCCAUGCGAAGUUUGCAAUUUUUAGUCAUUUUAGAUUACGAGCGCGAAACGGUUACCACUUUUCCAAAAUUUUGAUCUUAACUAGCCUAAACAAAAAUUUCAUCACAGCUUAAAAGAGCAUCACAAAAUUAGUAAUAUUCCGAAGUUUCGUUGGGAAAUGUUGUAAAAUGCGGAUAAUAUAGCCAUGCGAAGUUUGCCGUUUUUCAGUCAUUUUGUAUUACGCACGGGAAAUUGACAGCCCAAUCGGGUGUUGGGGCAUCAAUUUCCCGUUUGUAAUACAAAAUGACUGAAAAUUGCAAAUUUCGCAAGGCUAUAUUAUCCGCAUUUUACAACAUUUCGCAACGAAACAUUGGAAUAUUACUAAUUUUGUGAUGCUCUUCAGGGCGCGAAAUAACGGCCGGUCAACGGACAAUGUCCGGCCAGAAUGCGGAGUUAAUUGUCUGAUCAAAUUCUUACCUUGCCGGUCAUUUUGACCGCUCACUUUCGGUAAAAUGACAAACUAAUCUUCAUUUGAAUUAAUAAUCAAAACAAAGUUGUCAAGUAUUAUAAUUAAGAACCAUAAUAUGUUGUCGAGUAUUUUGCGGGAAAAGAAGUCUUCAAUGUACGGCAGCUUUCCCACGCAGUACGUCACAAAGCCCAUGGCCAUGCUUUUGGCUUAAGAGUUAAAGGUCAUGCUUUUAGCGCAGUGCAAGCUGUUUUAUGGGCCUUUAUGUGAAGGAGUUUUUAAUUACUGAUUACAGUAUAAGGCUUUUUGUAAUGCUAAAAAAAUGGGAAAAUAGUCACAUUUUUAGGAGUAUACUUUACUAGGCUUUGCUUUAAGCUGAAUAAUUUGACCGGCCAGAAAUUCGGUAUGUCCAAGCUAAAAUUGAGUUGGCCGGUCACCUUGACCGGUGACCCUGCAGCCGUUAUUUCACGCCCUGCUCUUUCAAGCUGUGAUGAAAUUUUUGUCUAGAUCAAAAUUUAGUCUGUAAUGCAAAUGGUCCAUUCAUAUGAGAUUUGAAAAUGGUGGAAAAAAAUUUCCAUAGAAAAUAAAAAUUCCUAUAGGAAUUCUUAUAGGAUUGGAAAAUUCAUAGCCUAUACCACUAUGACCUGAUACAUGCAUGGGUAUAAGAAAUUUACUAAAACGUACUAAUUACUAUACUAUCUAUAGGUUAAAUUGCUGCAACAAAUCAUCUGCUAAUUACGAGUAAUAAAGCAUCCGGAUUUGUUUUUUUCUAAUCGUACGUCUAAUUGUAUACAAUUAUACUAUCUAGGAUUUGCUGCAAAAAUCUGCUAAUUACGAGUUAGGAAGCGUCCGGAUUCGGUUUUUGCUAGUAUCAUUACAUCUAAUUAUAUGCUUAUACACAUGCAUAGACAGUUAUCUAUAAGACCUAAUGUGCAAUCAUGCAAUUCCGUGUAUGCAUGUAGACAAUCCCAUAUCUUGGAAAAUUAAUAUUUGUUUCAGUUGCUACAUUGAGACAAAUGAUAAGACAAACUAUCUUGCCCAUGUUUAUAUGAACGGAAAUAAUGAGGCGAUAAUUAUGCAUAUUUUAUAAAUAAUUUCAUCUUUGGUUUAAUUUGAAGAUUAUAAAAAAAAUAGUUAUAAUAGUCAAAUCUAACUGUUUUCUUAUAAUCUUAAUGUGACAUUUCUGUACCUUCUGUAGGACUUUGGCAGAAAUAUUUUCUUUGACAAAUCACAAGGAUGAGCUAAAAUCAGCCGUACUUCUUGAUCUGUAUUUUUAUACACUUCAGUAUCCUUUUAAACAGACUACGAUGACGCGCAUGUCAUGUCAUUACUUAUUAGUUCUUUUUGUGCAAUUAUUUGAAUGA